Molecule: messenger RNA, 705 nt
Organism: Arabis nemorensis
Lineage: Eukaryota; Viridiplantae; Streptophyta; Magnoliopsida; Brassicales; Brassicaceae
Source: the annotation of a GenBank genome assembly
AUGUCUCAACCUCAACACAUAUAUACCUUCUGUGAUCCUUCCAGCAACUUCACUCAACCCAGUCCGUACGCAAUACACCGCCAAAGCUUACUCUCAACUCUCCAAAAAUUUUCCCGUCUCGGAACCUAUUCCAACGCCACAAUCGGUCCUAGCCCCGACACAGUCUAUGGCAUGUAUCUAUGUAGAGGAGACAUAAACGCAACAUCUUGCUUUGACUGUGUCCUAACCGCAACAAUGGAGAUCGCUAGAAACUGUAGUCAUAACAAAGCAGCGGUUAUAUACUAUCAAAAGUGUAUGGUUCGAUACUCGAAUGUUUCCUUCUUCACACUCAUGGAAACCAGACCAAGCGUCAAUCUUCACCCUCUUAAUCAGCCUGCUCCAAACUUGAAUCGGUUCAAUAAAACUCUUACUGAUAAAUUCGACCAACUGAUUCUCAACGUCUCUUCGUCCUCUUCGAUUCCAUAUUUCGUACAGGAUCAAGAACGUGUGAUUCAACCAGAAGGUUCUUAUGAGUUAGAGUCAAUGAUUCAGUGUAGUCCUGAUCUUGAUCUAUCCAACUGUACCGUUUGCCUCAAAACUUCCUUCUUGAGGUUCUUUUCAACAGCUUGUUCCGGUUUACCAAGUGUAGCUCAGAUCUUUACUCCGAAAUGUCUGUUGUGGUAUAAAACAUCUGUUUUACCAUCACCACCUCCACCUCUAACGUAG